AUGCUUUCCAUCGUAAAUGAGAUCAUCACAAAUACUUACUCGGCAUUGACAGUUACUCACGAACAACGUUAUGUUCAUGAUGCAUUACAAGCAAUUGAUAAUACAGAUAGAUUUGCAUUACUCAAUCGCCGUACACGUUCUCUGGGCGAAAAUAAUUAUGGUGUCAUACACGACGUCCACACAUUUGUCGUAGCUCGCGAGCAUUAUACGACCAUGAUUAAAGAAUGGAAACGUGAUAUUGAAGCCCGACGAGAUGAAACAAGAAACUAUUUAAUUUUAGGCCAAGAUACUCUGGAAGUACGAGAUGAUGAAACACGGAUUGAAAUUGUGGGUAUUGAAAUUCCAACAAGCCUAAUUAAAACGAAAGUUGCAACAGCUCCACCUGUGACUGCAACCAAUGCGGUUUUAUUUCUCACAAAACAAGAUAUCGUCAAACAAUUUACGCUAAAUAUACAGCAAAAAUACGCUUUUAUGAUUGCUUAUACCGGUACUAUCGAUAAUCAGUUAUUAAUGUGCAUACCUGGUUGCGGUGGUACUGGAAAAUCUCAGUUGAUUCGUGCAAUUACCAAGGCUGUCUUAAACAAAACAAUGGAAAUGGGACUUGCCCCAAUUGUAUACAUUGCUCAAGAUUAUAUUCAAGGAAAAACUGUGGAUGAUAUACGGUUACGUCAAGCAAUACUUGAACUACCUAACAAUAAAACAGAACAUCUUCCAGGGUAUUUACCUCUCGUACCAGAAAUGCCAGUUUUACUCACAGAAAACGUCGCUAGUGAGAUCGGACUCCCCAACGGUACACGUGGAAUACUUCGUCAAUUUGUAUACGAUGAAUCACCAGAAGAUGUUCGAUACCACGAUCAGAAUUUUCCACCAAAUACCAAGUUUAUAACGCAACCAAAGUAUGCUUUAGUAGAAUUUCCUGAUUGCAAACUUGAUGAAAAACUUGCUCAACUGUCUUCCAAAAUAGUCUCUAUAGCUGUUAGUGAACAAACAUUCCUGUUUGACGCCAAAGAACUUCUUCCAGAAAAUGUAGCAAAAGCGGCCAAAAUAAACACGAAAACAACAAAACUCACGCUCAAACGUAAAGCACUUCUGCUUAUACCGGCAUAUAGCAUGACAACGUAUAAAAGCCAAGGCCAAACACUCGGUGAAAUUAUCGUCGAACUGGUGAUGCCACCUGGCCCAAUCGAACUCGCAUCGGUUUAUGUUCCAUUAUCUCGUGUAAAGAGACUUGACGAUUUACUAAUUAUACGUUCAUUUGAAUUUGCAAUACUUCAAGUUAAACCAUCAACGGUCCAAAUAGAAGAACUUAAACGAUUAGAUAGAAUAGCACAAGAUACUCGGAAACGCUUUCAAUUCACAGUUUAA
Molecule: messenger RNA, 1365 nt
Organism: Rotaria sordida
Lineage: Eukaryota; Metazoa; Rotifera; Eurotatoria; Philodinida; Philodinidae
Source: the annotation of a GenBank genome assembly